GGCCUGGGUGGGGACGGCGUGUGUCAGUACCAUGGAAAAACUCUUCCUGCCUCUCUUGAUGCUUGGCACCAUGGCGAAAGCGCAGCACUGCCCCGGCCGUUGCAUCUGCCAGAACAUCUCCCCGACGCUGACCAUGCUGUGCGCCAAGACGGGCCUCCUCUUCGUCCCGCCCUCCAUCGACCGGCGCACGGUGGAGCUGCGCCUGACCGACAACUUCAUCACCAUCAUCCGCCGCAAGGACUUCUCCAACAUGACCAACCUGGUGCACCUCACCCUCUCGCGCAACACCAUCAGCCAGAUCCUGCCCUUCGCCUUCUCCGACCUGCGUGCCUUACGAGCCCUGCACAUGAACAGCAACCGUUUGGCGGUCCUCAAAAGCGAGCACUUCAGAGGACUCAGUAACCUCCGGCACCUCAUCCUCGGGAACAACCAGAUCAGCCACAUCGAGUCUUCCUCCUUCAACGAGUUCCUCGCCACCGUAGAAGACCUGGAUCUCUCCUACAACAACCUGGAGACACUGCCCUGGGAGGCCAUCGGCCAGAUGGUGAGCCUGAACACGCUGACGCUGGACCACAACCUCAUCGACCACAUCGCCGAGGGCACCUUCUCCCAACUCCACAAGCUGGUGAGGCUGGACAUGACAUCCAACCGGCUGCAGAAGCUGCCCCCGGACAACCUCUUUUUGAGGGCUCAAGUCCUGGCCAACGCUCGGGGGACCCACCCGUCCACCUUGACCAUCAGUUUUGGCGGCAACCCGCUGCACUGCAACUGCGAGCUACUCUGGCUCCGGCGGCUCACGAGGGAAGACGACUUGGAGACGUGCGCCUCCCCAGAGCACUUGAUGGACAAGUACUUCUGGUCAAUCCCCGAGGAAGAGUUCAUCUGUGAGCCGCCCCUCAUCACCCGCCAGUACUCCUCCAAAGCCUUCAUCAUGGAAGGCCAAGGGGUGAGCCUCAAGUGUAAAGCCGUGGGCGACCCGGAGCCCUCCAUCCACUGGAUCGCCCCCGACGGCAAGCUGAUCCACAACACCACCCGCACGACGGCCUACGACAACGGCACGCUGGAGGUCCUGAUCACCACCUUAAAGGACAACGGCAUCUUCACCUGCAUCGCCUCCAACGCCGCCGGGGAGGCCACGGCCCCCGUGGAGAUCUACAUCGUGCCUUUGCCGCUGCUCAUCAACAACACCGGCCACAUGAAGGAGCCCGACCCCGGCUCGUCGGACAUCACCACCUCCACCAAAUCUGGCGCCAACGACACGAAGAACCACCUGGACAAGAAGAUCGUCGCAGCCGAUCUGACGUCCACCUCGGUGGUCAUCCACUGGCCCUCUGAGCGGCACAUCCCCGGCAUCCGUAUGUACCAGAUCCAGUAUAACAGCAGCCUGGAUGACUCCCUGGUUUACAGGUGA
Molecule: messenger RNA, 1411 nt
Organism: Heteronotia binoei (common prickly gecko)
Lineage: Eukaryota; Metazoa; Chordata; Lepidosauria; Squamata; Gekkonidae
Product: leucine-rich repeat and fibronectin type III domain-containing protein 1-like
Molecular function (GO): protein binding
Source: RefSeq, a predicted model, not a curated record